Messenger RNA from Branchiostoma floridae (Florida lancelet), 546 nucleotides. RefSeq names its product zinc finger protein 569-like. The record is from RefSeq and is a predicted model, not a curated record. Lineage: Eukaryota; Metazoa; Chordata; Leptocardii; Amphioxiformes; Branchiostomatidae. The transcript is spliced from 3 exons. Gene Ontology annotation, molecular function: DNA-binding transcription factor activity, RNA polymerase II-specific; RNA polymerase II transcription regulatory region sequence-specific DNA binding. Gene Ontology annotation, biological process: regulation of transcription by RNA polymerase II. Gene Ontology annotation, cellular component: nucleus. The coding region runs from base 49 to 546 and encodes 165 amino acids.
CGGAGUCCUGGUUUACGCGAGAAGAAAAACCGUCACAGAAAGCAGGACAUGGCGACGGCAGGGCAUGGGUCUCCUACCGAAGUACUUCAGAACUGGUGUGAGGGAUCUCCUACUGGUGUUCCCCAGGUUGAUUGCGAUAGCAAAACAAGCAAUGCUGGAGACCAGCGGACAGCACAAAAAGUCACCUUAAAAAGCGCUGGUGAGAAACCCUUCAUGUGUGGAGAGUGUGGGUACAGAGCAGCUCAGAAGGCUUCCUUGUCUGUACACAUGAGAACUCACACAGGAGAAAGACCCUACAAGUGUGACCUGUGCGACUAUUCUGCUACACAGAAAAUCAUUUUGGACAACCAUAUAGCAGCAAAACACACUGGUGACAAACCCUACAUGUGCGGGGAGUGUGGAUAUAGGACAGUUCAAAAGUCUACCUUAUCCGUACAUAUGAGAAUCCACACUAGAGAAAAACCUUACAAGUGUGACCAGUGUGACUAUUCUGCGAAACAAAAAUUCCACCUCGAUCUCCAUGUGGCAGCAAAACAUACCGAUUAG